Spirodela intermedia is the source of this 1208-nucleotide messenger RNA. The record is from the annotation of a GenBank genome assembly. NCBI's taxonomy places the organism in Eukaryota, Viridiplantae, Streptophyta, Magnoliopsida, Alismatales, Araceae.
AUGAAUGAUCAUGAUCAUGAACAUGAUGACGAUGAAGAUGAUGAUGAAGGAGAUCACGUGUCGAGGCAGAGGUCGGCAAGGGCGGAGCGCCGGAUGUGCUCGUUCUUCAUGGCAACGUCGGUGAAGAUGAUCUGAUCCGGACGGACGCCCUGCGCCGCGGCGUCUGCGAGGGAAGAGGCAGGCCGAAAAUCAGGAGGUGAAACCCUAGAUGAAGAGGGGAGAAGAAGAUGUACUCACAGGCACGGAGCCUCAUCUCCCCCGCCGCCGGAAACCUAAGCAGCCAGAGAGCACUGUUCGGAACUCGCUUGAGGAUGUUGCACCUGGAGGAAGAGCACAGAUCGUGACGAGAAUCAGUCCCACACAGAUCGAAGACGACGAUCCAUCUCAGAUCAGGAGAAGAAGAAGAAAAAUACCAGGUGUUGAAGAUCUCCGGAUCCAUCUUGUAGAGCUGGUUGAAGCAGGCGAAGAUGAACUUGUCCUCUGGCAAGCCGUAGUCAGAUCGCUUGUGGCGACAGACGGGAUCCAGAACAUCGCAACUUUUCUGGAGCAACAGCAGCACGAUCCAGAGGGCGGGGUGGGUGUGACGGCUUUGCAGAGGAGGAACGGGGAUUUCACAGAGCUCAAGAACCCUAGCACAGUGCUACAAUUUACCUGCUUGUAAUCGUUGACGAAAUAGCAGUGCGGGAGAUGAACGAGCUUCUCCGAGUAUAUAUGGGCGAAGCGCAGAGGAGAAACGAACUGCAAGCCCAUUAAACAAAGAAAGAAAGAAACGAGGACGGAUCUUCAGUACAAUGCAUGCAGGAUUUGGUUUCAAGAUGAGCGUUGACUUUUAUCCAGGGAUGACUAGAACAACAGAACCGAACCUCGUCAGUCACCAGGUAGUCAAUGUAUGGCGCCCCAGUUGUCCCAGGAAAACCCAUGUAAGAAACCUGGAUCGGUGCCGGCUCCAUGGCAAAUAUUUCAUUCCUCGCGCCCUACAAGAUCGAGUACAGAGGAAUAUUUAGCCUUCAUGUUCGAAAGACUAAAAGUUGACGUUUAAAAGUCAACGAAUAAAAAACCCAGGAUCCCCUCAUCCAAAAGACCCUAAACCACGGACAUGGUCAACGCAAAUCCUACUUGAUGAUCAUAAUAAAACCCUCAAUUCACGCAUGCUCCGUCGUCAAGGAAUCACACUCCCCAAAACUGGAAUAGAGAUCCCGACCAAAUGA